AUGCUUGAAUCAAAUGGAAAAAAACAAAUCAAAACCAGUUUCAAAGUUAUCCAGUCAAUUGGUCAACUUUACACUGGCGGGAAAGCAUGUAUAACAUCUGACGAGAAUGCUUUAAUAACAACUGUUGGAGAAGAUAUUGAUGUUAUUAAUAUUUAUGACGGACAAAAAUUGUUUAGACUAAGUGGUGAUAGUGAUCUUAUCACUACCUUUGGCAUAACGCCUGAUGACAAAUUAUUAGUUAGUGCUAGUAGAAGUUUAUUAGUGAAAAUUUGGGAUUUAAAAACUGGAAAACUUUUAAGAACUUUUAGAGCACAUGAUUCGCCAAUAAUUGUAAUGGCAAUCGAUCCAACUUCUUCAUUAGUAGCAACAGGAUCUGCUGAUGGUGUUGUUAAAAUAUGGGAUAUAGAAGGUGGAUUUUGUACGCAUAAUUUUCACGGUCAUGGAGGUGUAAUCAGUUCAUUAAAAUUCUAUAAACAAGGUCAAAAUAAUUGGAAAUUGGCUUCUGGGUCAGAUGAUUGUAAUAUUCGUAUAUGGGAUUUACAUAAAAGAAGCUGUGUUGCUAUAUUAAAAAACCAUGUUAGUCUAAUUAGUGGCCUAGAUGUAUCUAAUGAUGGAAGAUAUUUAAUAAGCAGCUCUCGUGAUAAAGUAAUAUGUACAUGGGAUCUUCAUAAUAUCGACAAUAAUAAAAAAAUAUUAAUUAACACAUUUCCAAUUUAUGAGACAAUCGAAGUGAUAGGUGUAUUAGAAGAGAAUUCUACUGAUGAUUCAGGCAGUUCAUCCAAAGAAUUGAUUUAUACUGGUGGUGAUAAAGGUAUAAUUAGGGUAUGGGAACUUCAUACCGGUAAACUAUUUAUGUCACAAGAACCUGAAAAAAAUACAAAAUACACAAUAAAAGAUAUAAUAUAUUUAAGGAAAAGUAAAAGUCUAAUAGCAGUAACAGAUGAUCAAAACUUUUUAUUUUACAAUUUAUCCAAAAAUUUAAAAAGAUAUAGACAAAUCAUUGGUAACAACGAUGAAAUACUAGAUCUUUCUUUUAUUGGUCCAGACGAAACUCAUCUGGCCAUAGCUACAAACACAGAACAAAUUGGAUUGUUUAACAUGACAGCGUUUGACUUUAAUAUUGUUUAUGGUCAUAAUGAUAUAGUUAUUUGUCUGGAUAAAAAUAAUACAGGUGAUAUUCUCAUUUCUGGUUCAAAGGAUCAUACUAUUAGAAUUUGGAAGUUUGAUCUGAACAGUCAAGAUGCAUCUGAUCGGGUUAAAUGUUUGGGCGUUUGUGUUGGUCAUACUGAGGCUGUCGGUUCUGUUGUUAUGUCCAAAAAAACUGAAAAUUUUUGUAUUAGUGGCAGUGCUGAUCGAACUAUAAAAUAUUGGGAUCUAUCAUCAAUUGAUAAAUCAGAUCCAGAUGAAAACCAUAAACCCAAGUCUCUUUAUACUCAUCAUGCACACGAUAAAGACAUCAACACAAUAGCCAUUUCACCAAAUGAGAAAAUAUUUGCAACAGGGUCACAAGAUAAAACCAUAAAGAUAUGGUCAACAAAAGAUGGUAAUUUGGUUGGUAAAUGUUUAGGACAUAAACGUGGUGUCUGGUCUAUUGAUUUCUCCAGGAUGGAUCAGACCUUAUUAUCAAGCUCUGGUGACAAAACCAUAAAAAUUUGGAAUUUGAAUGAUUUCACUUGUUUGAAAACUUUUGAAGGCCAUCAGAACACAGUAUUGAGAUCCGUGUUCAUCACAUCAGGUUCACAAGUUGUUUCAUGUGGAUCAGAUGGAUUGAUAAAAAUUUGGUUGAAUAAGACAACCGAGUGUAUUAAUACACUUGAUAAUCACACUGAAAAAAUUUGGGCGUUGACUGUUAAUAAAAAUGAAAAUUUGAUAAUUUCAGGUGGUGCUGAUAGUUUAAUUAAUAUUUGGAAAGAUUCGCAGAAGUUAUUAAUGCAUUUCCCACUUUUGCAUGCUUUAUCUACAAAACAAGAGCCUCCAGCAGGACGAUCAUCAGUGAGUUGGCAUUUGAACGUAUCAGAACCAGUAAUACGACAAAUUAAAGUUAUACAAUCAGGGUCAAAAUUGGCGCCUACGCAAGGCUCUCCUUGGUUAAUAAGGCACAAUUUAUUAUCGCCACAUACUUCUCCAUCAGAACAAUCAGCAUCAUCAUUACAAGCAUCAUCUGAUAAAUGUAAUAGAUUAAGACACAUACUCGGUCUUCUUUUGAAGAGUCCAUUUCCACCGUUGAUGCUUAUUGCACCAACAAAGACGCUGGAGAAGAUUGUUGCAAAGAGCACAAUUAAAAGAGUUAGUUUCAUUGUUGAAAAUUUGAAGUGUGCAAUUAAUAUUAAUGACAAAUGA
Molecule: messenger RNA, 2340 nt
Organism: Entrophospora sp. SA101
Lineage: Eukaryota; Fungi; Glomeromycota; Glomeromycetes; Entrophosporales; Entrophosporaceae
Source: the annotation of a GenBank genome assembly